AUGGAGCUCGACAAUACUUCAACGCCCCUCAACUGGGCACCAACAACGGAAUUUGCAGGUCCCGAGGUCGAGCAAUUCGCCAAUGCACUCGAUGACUGCCUGACGGGACGCGCACCCGGAUACGAUGCUCGUGAGCGCCUGCUUGCGCUGCCGCGCAUAUUCCACAAGAACGCGACGCAGCGUCUGGCGAAGCUUCGACCUGGGAGGCUGCGGACGGGCGAGGACAUGGACAUGGACACGGACGAAUUGGACAAUGAGAGCUCGCAUGACACAGAGGCCGAGAUACAACGACUAGAAAAGGAGAUUCAGACGUGGGAUCUACUGCAACGAGUGCUUCCGCUACGAUACUCCGAUGCCGAGAACGAGUCACACGUUGCGCGCUUGGAACGGGUGGCAGACAAACCCAGUCGUGCGACGACGCUGGAAUCCUUCUUCGAGAGCGACCCGACUGCCCGCGAGCGAAGGGCCGUGCUGCAGUGGCUGCAAACCAGCGCGGCUUCCGGCCCCGACAUUGACGAGAUGACACGUGAGCUGCAGCGGAAUGCGGAUCGAGGCGAUAUCAUUGCACACGGCUGGCUACACACACGCUCUGCGAUCAAGAUGAAGAAGAGCGUCACGGGCUGGUCGCAAUUACUAGAUCAGCAGCCUGGGAACGGCACCUCUAAUCACCUGACCUCUUCGAGCGAACCCAUGGUCACACAGCUCGACCCCGAUGCGUGCACGCGGCAGGGACGCAAGCUACAGCCCCAAGACGAGUACUUUGAGCGCGCCAUCUGGCUGGGCUGCUUCGAGCAUCUACGUCGGGGCAGCACUGCGGCCACGAUCCAGGAGUGGUGCCAAGAGAGGACAGAGGUGUGGCGUUCCGUCUCCAUGUCAGGCUUGCUCCUGCCGGCACAAGACGGCAAUGAGACAGCCACGGAUCUGAGUGCGAGCUCGUUGGUGCUUUGGCGGCGCAUGUGCUAUGCGCUAGCAACGCAGGGUGGGACGAGUGAUCAUGAGCGUGCUGUCUACGGCGUGCUUUCCGGAGACAUUGAGAGCGUUGAAAAGGUGGCCAGGUCCUGGGACGAUCUCCUCUUCGCUCACUACAACGCCCUCCUGCGCACGCAGCUGGACUCUUUUCUUUUGAACCAAUGCGCGGGAGGAGAGGCGGCGCACCUCACACAGACUUUCCCUUCGCUGAACGCCGUGUCGGCGCACGGUGAAGAGGCGGGCGUGGAGAAGCGUCUCGUCAGGCAGCUCGCAGCUCGUCCCUCUGUAGCCGACGAGGCGAAGGAGCCGACCAAGGCGUUGCAGGCUUCCAUUGUUGCCAAUGAGUUGCAUCAAUACCUAUCCGAGCAGGGUCGUCACCUGGCGUCCCCGUCCCGCGGUCUCGAUCAGCCACAAUACUUUCAGCACGCGCAGACCGGUGGCUUGCGUAUUAUCGCGCACGUCUACGUGCUUCUUUCGCUGCUUGAGGGUGUGACAGCAAUUUCCAUUGAGCAGCGCAAGACGGAAGACGAGAUCAAAGCGCAAGAAACGAUUGUCGCAUGGUACGCCGGGUACCUGCGUCGACAGCAGCUCCAAGAGCUAAUACCCUUGUAUUCUUGUGUCUUGACGAUACCCCGGAGAUAUGAAGUGCUGAGCGAGAAUCUCAUCGAGGAGGAGGAAACAGAACGCCGAAUCACGCUGUUGAAACUAGCUCGCAAGGCCAACAUUGACACCAUGGAGUACGUUAGGACACAGGCAAAUAUCUUCUACCAAAAGGUCGCCGAGUCUCCGACAGCAACCAAGGGGGCUCCAGCCGUUUUCCGGAUUUUGGAGGAGAGCACGCCCGAUUCCCAGUCUGGACAGUUCAUCAAGGCGGACUUUCUCGGUGACGACGAAGAGCAGCUCGCCGAUUCUCUGGAUGAGUAUCUCGUGCGGUCCCUGGAGUGGCUGUUGCUCGUCGACGAGGCGUGGCCAGAUGUUUUUAGCAUGGGUGUGAAAGCAUUUGUGUUCUUUUUGCGCAACAUGCAUCUUGACGCAGCAAGGCGGUUGAUGAAGAGCAUAUCGUUCAGCGCCAUCCUGGCGGAGCGCUUCGGUGUGGAAGACGAGUCGAUGGCGAACAGCAUCGAUUUCUGGGCUGAGCAGCUGGAAGGGUUGCCUGGUAACGUGCAGGCGUCGCCUCUUCAGGUCAUGACCGAUGCGCAAAAUUUCCGUGAUCUGGGUCAUCUGGUGCAGGCGUUGGAUAGUCUGGAGACGACAGGGGCCUUUGCUACCAUUGCCGGAGAUGCCGAUGUCAACACAAAGGCAGCUCAAUGGCGUCCGGAGCUCAUCAACGCCGUCAAGAUCACAAAGGAGAGCAUGCAGCCGCUGCUGCACAACUGGAUGCUUGCUAGCAUCCAGGACGGCAACGAAGCCCUGGCCGAGAUCCGCCAGAUGUAUUUGCCCGAGACGAUUCUGGCCUAUGUCAAGUCCCUGCACUUUGCAGGCACGCGUCUGACGAGGGACUAUCUCCUAGAGUGCAUGGACCUCGCGACAAUCAUCACGGAACGCGACGCCGACCUGGAAGCCACCUUUGUCGAGGCGAAACGAGUCCGGGAGCUUCUCGAGGCGUUUGCCGUCAGCAGCAAGGCGCUGGCUAUGGCGCCAGGGGAGAGGACGGGCGCGCCGACAAAGUCUGGGGCCAAGAAGCUACGGGAGAAGGGGUGGACAAGAGACAUUUGGGCUGCUCUCCUCGAUGGCGUGUCAAACGGGCAGCUUCACAACAGCCGCAUUAUCUCGCUCAUUACGAACCGGAAAAGUGCGCACGCCACUGUUCGUGCGGACAAGGCGGGUAUUCCUUGGGAGUACUUCAACCUGAUCAGCCACGGGUUCUUGGGGAAAGGAGAAAAAGACGAGCAGAAGGUAGCGGAAGGCCGCCGAAAUUACGACGCUGCAUUGGCCGAAAGGAUUCUCUCAGCAGAAAAGGAAAGGCCUGAGUUGAUUGUUCUCGCCGGCUGGAUGCACGUUUUCUCGCCUGCCUUCCUCGAGCCGAUCGAAAGGGCGGGGGUGCGGAUCAUCAACCUCCACCCAGCGCUACCCGGGGAGUUUGACGGGGCCAACGCUAUUGAGCGAGCGUUCGAGGAGUUGAAGGCUGGGCGUCUAACACGCACAGGCAUCAUGGCCCACUACGUGAUCGAUGAGGUGGAUCGAGGCGCCCCCAUUCUGGUCCAGGAGAUCGAGUGGAAGGGAGAAGGGCUGGAUGAGCUGAAGGAGAGGAUACAUGCCCACGAGCACGAGUUGAUCGUAAAGGCGACGGCCAAGGUGGCGCAGGAGAUAGUGGAUGGCAGGGGAUCAUAA
Messenger RNA from Emericellopsis cladophorae, 3300 nucleotides. RefSeq names its product nuclear pore complex protein Nup107. Gene Ontology annotation, biological process: post-transcriptional tethering of RNA polymerase II gene DNA at nuclear periphery; biosynthetic process; regulation of DNA-templated transcription. The record is from RefSeq and is a predicted model, not a curated record. The transcript has 6 exons. Gene Ontology annotation, cellular component: nuclear pore outer ring; nuclear pore. Gene Ontology annotation, molecular function: structural constituent of nuclear pore. Bases 1 to 3300 code for a protein of 1099 amino acids. Lineage: Eukaryota; Fungi; Ascomycota; Sordariomycetes; Hypocreales; Bionectriaceae.